Messenger RNA from Boleophthalmus pectinirostris (great blue-spotted mudskipper), 5209 nucleotides. RefSeq names its product fibulin 2 (gene fbln2). The coding region runs from base 183 to 4124 and encodes 1313 amino acids. The transcript has 17 exons. The record is from RefSeq and is a predicted model, not a curated record. Gene Ontology annotation, cellular component: extracellular region. Gene Ontology annotation, molecular function: calcium ion binding. NCBI's taxonomy places the organism in Eukaryota, Metazoa, Chordata, Actinopteri, Gobiiformes, Gobiidae.
GCUAACUGUUGGAUGUUGAGAUGCACUGUUUCAGUGGACACAUAUUUAUUUUUUCAUGAUUUUAAGUUGGAUUUUAAUUUUACACAAGAAGACAAUUUGUGGUAAAUCACGAAUCAGUAUGUCUGGGUCACUGAAGACAGCCUAAUGCUUUGGACACAAGACUUUUACCUUUAUCUGCGACAAUGGCCAAUUUUGCAAAAACACUGCUGAAGUUUUUAUUUGUCGUAUAUAUUUCUAUUCCUGGAUUGCAUUGCCAGCUAGACUGUACUGGCGUGGACUGCCCUCUUUUGAACGACUGCAUUGAGGAGGUUCUGGAAGCAGGUGCUUGUUGUGCUUCUUGCUUACACAAAGGCUGCACUUGUGAAGGCUACCAAUACUAUGAUUGUCUAAAUGCUGGAUUUAAGAAUGGGAAAGUUCCAGAAGGUGAUUCUUACUUUGUAGAUUAUGGUAGCACGGAGUGUUCCUGUCCAGCAGGGGGUGGCAGAAUCAGUUGCCACUAUAUCAGCUGCCCUGAAAUACCCCCAAACUGCAUAGACAUGUCUGAGCCUGCCGAUGGGUGCAUGCAGUGUGAGCGAAUUGGCUGCAUUCACAAUGGACAAAAAAUUGAGGCAGGGCACUCUUUUCACAUCAAUCCUUGCCAGGUUUGCCAUUGCCCUAAUGAAGGAGGGACGCCUAUGUGCUACCCUGUGCCAAACUGCAAUCCAGAGAAGGUCCAUACACCAAUGCUACCUGGAUCACCACAGGAUGAGUCAGUUAUUCAACACAACAGCUAUCCGUACAUGGUUGACCAACAAGAUCAUAUAGGUCAGUUACCCACACCCCAUCAUGUUCCUUCUGAGGGGAAUCUACCUCUCUUCAAACCACCUGACAUGGACAAUGAAGAGCUAGAAGACUAUGAUUAUGGACCCACUGACUUUCCAGACACCUACCCUGAUCCUUUGGCUUCUUUUACUCCUUUCAACAAAGACAAUAACUUGCCCCAUAACGGAGACCAAACCAACAAGUUAGAACUUAAAGAGAGCUUUGGAGUUCACGACUACUUUGGAGCAAGAAGACCUACAAGAAUCUCAACAGCUUCUGAAGGAACUACUCCUCAGCCACAGGACUCUGAAGAUGUCACUACGUCUUGGAAACUUUCGAAGCAUCCUACAAUCACAGACCUGAGAGAUUUCAAGUACCCUCUAAAGGAACAUGAGCAUGUUGGUAGUUUUGUUCUUCCACUAGAGAAAAAAAUGAGCAGUGAAAAUCUUCUACAAGAUCCAAGUUUAGACAACUCAGUAAAUCUUCAUGAAAAUUCAGAGGCCAAAGACAAAACGUCUUUGAGAGUUCAAAUCAAUUCUACUCAAAGUCAAGACCAUGGACACAUGGUUUUAAAUAGCCUUAAUCUUCCAUCAUAUACUUUGGAAAACCCACGUCAACACACAGAGGUAACUCCUACCCCAGGCCCAGAGGAGCAGUUUGAGGAUGAAUACUACAGUGAGGGUGAAGACAUAGUGCCUUUGCAAAAUGAUACAGGGCUCCAGGACUACAAUGUGUUUUAUAAUCUUAAACCAAUCAUACAGGAAGAUGGUAAUGAGAAAACUGAGAGCAGAAAUGCAACUCCAACCUAUAGAAAGACCACCCCAGAAUUUACUACUUCUACUGCUUCAGCUAUUACUACUACAACUACUACUACAUCAACAUCAACAACUCCAUCUUAUUUAGCCACGACUGCCAAACCACUGUUGCAUUUCAAGCAAGAUGUAAACAGCACCUACCAAAACAGCAAUGACAAGACUGUUGAUGUUGCUCCUAAAAUGGAAGAGCCAAGGAAAGUGGCAUCAGAGGGAAAGGUUUCUGAUCAAUUCGGAUUAAAAGGCACAUUUGAAGGUGAAGUGGAGGAUGACCUAGUCCAGAGCUGCUGUGUUGCUGGACAGAAGUGGGCAAAACAGAAUGACCACUGUGUUAAUAUGCCACCAUUAAGCAAUGACAAGUUCACUAUAUGCAGUUUGGCUCAGAAGCAGUGUUGCCUAAGCUCAGUGAGGGAAAUUCAGUGUGAGUCUGGUGUUACAGCUGCCCGUGCAGGGAGCCCCUGUGAUGUGGACCUGGAAGCCCCAUGUCCAGAUGACUCCUAUCAGGUGUGCUGCAGUUGCUGUGCCCUGGGUGUGCAGGUGCGGCGUGAGGGUCUGAGCUGUGACAGUCACCACUUCCUGGGGUAUCCUUGUGGACAUGUCUUCCUGACCUGCUGCGAAGAUGAACUAGCCCCCAGCCACACCCUCCUGUGGAGUAAACACAGUGUUCAAGCUACCACACGACCUAGACAAGUGUUAAACAGCCCGCUCCCCAGACAGGCCCUCUCCAUAUCUGCCACAGCGGAGUCAGCACACACACAGCAGGAGGAGGAUGGCAUGGACCACUGCCAGGUGUACGCGGGACAGCUGUGCCAGCACACCUGCACCAACAUCUAUGGCUCGUACCAAUGUGGCUGCCAUCAUGGGUACUCCCUGCAGCCAGACGGACACUCCUGUACACCAGAGAGCCCUGAUGAAGACAACAGAGUAACAGAAGAUGAUGACUAUUUUGAGACUAGCACCACCAAGACCACUACCACCAGCAGUCAACUUUACUUCAACCCAUGUGAAGAUAGACAGUGUGGUCAGAAGUGCAGUGUGAUUGGGGGGCGUGCGCUCUGCUCCUGUCUCCCAGGCUUCUCUCUCAUGACUGAUGGACGCACCUGUCAAGAUGUGGAUGAAUGCUUGGGCCUGCCUCACAGCUGUGGAGCAGGCCAGCGCUGCAGAAACACUUUGGGCUCGUUUGUGUGUGAGCGCAUCCUCACCUGUGCCCCAGGACAUCGGCUCAACAACGGACGCUGUGAGGACAUUGAUGAGUGCAAGUUACAGACUCAUAAUUGUGGAGGGACUUUUGUGUGUGAAAAUACGCCAGGUUCAUUUCGCUGUCGACCUAGAGUCAAAUGCAUCACUGGAUUUACACAGGACCCCCAUGGGAACUGUAUUGAUAUUAAUGAGUGUAGCAGUCGAGCAGAUCCAUGCGGUCCAGGCUCUCAUUGUAUCAACACUGUGGGCUCUUACACCUGCCAGAAAAAGAGCAUCACCUGCAGCCACGGUUACCACGCCAAUGCCCAAGGAGACGCAUGUGUCGAUGUAGAUGAGUGCCAGGUGGGAUCUCACCACUGUGGAGCUGGUCAGAUCUGUCAUAACCACCCGGGCUCCUACCGCUGUGAGUGUCAGUCAGGAUACCAGUAUGACGCCCUGCGCAAGCAUUGUAAUGAUGUGAAUGAAUGCUGGCGUUUUCCUGGGCGCCUGUGUUCCCAAACUUGUGAGAACACCCCCGGAUCUUAUCAUUGCUCUUGCACCUCCGGCUUCUCCCUAGCACCUGAUGGCAAAAACUGCGAAGACAUAAACGAGUGCGAGAAAAAACCCUGUAGUCAAGAGUGCGCCAACAUUUACGGCUCAUACCAGUGCUACUGUCGCCAAGGCUACUACCUGAAGGAGGACGGGCGCACUUGUGAAGAUAUAGAUGAGUGUACUCAGAGUAUGGGGAACCUGUGUGCCUUCCAGUGUGUCAAUGUUGAUGGCAGCUACCGGUGCACGUGUCCUCCUGAUGGAUAUGUCAUGGCUGCAAAUGGUCGCACAUGUAAAGAUGUUGAUGAGUGCACAACUGGCUCUCAUAACUGUUCCACUGGACAGAGCUGCUAUAAUCUCCAGGGGGGCUUCAGGUGUCUGUCCUUUGACUGUCCUCACAACUAUAACAAAGUGACUGACACGCGCUGUGAAAGGGUCAGCUGUCCCCCCAACUCUUUGGACUGUCGGAACUCACCGAUGCGCAUCACCUACUACCAGCUCAGCUUCAAGACAAACAUCAUUGUACCCGCACAGAUAUUCAGGAUAGGCCCCUCUCCCACUUAUGCUGGCGACCACAUCUUUAUUAAGAUCACCAAGGGCAAUGAAGAAGGCUACUUCAGCACCGGCAAACUCAACAGUCACACAGGAGCAGUCUACAUACAGAGAGCGAUCAGAGAGCCACAGGACUUCCUCAUUGAUGUGGAGAUGAAGCUGCAGAGACAAGGCACGCUCACCUCCUUUCUGGCCAGAAUCUAUGUCUUCAUUACAUCAAGUCAAAUGUGAGCAGACUAACCUACAGACUUAAGAUUUCAUAUGGUGCUUUUUGUUAAUGCAGCAAUGUAGGAAAAGAAACAUGAUGGACAGUAUGAACUAUAGCCAAAAUCCUGUUACUCAGCUAAAAAUAGUCAAAGAGAUCUAUACUCAAUUAUAAAAAAUAUUCAUUAAACAACUAGCACACAAGUCACACAUCUUCAUUCCCUAAAAUAAACAGAUUUGCAAGUGAAAUGUCCUAAGAAUGUUAAAAAAAAAACUAAACAAAACAAAAAAAACAACUCUAAUUGUAUUUACUUAAUUUCAUUAUAUUUUUUGGGGAAAAAAAAGUGGUUUGAUUAUGUAUUGGUUUGGAUGAUGGUUUUUGAAAAGAAUAGUUAAUAUUACUGCCACUAUUAGCCCAUUACUGCUAAAGCAAUUUUUUGUACUCUGGCAACCAAAUUUUAUUGUCUAUAUUUGAUCGCACAUAUAAUAUUUGGAUAACCUCUUAUCUUGGCUUUAACCUUUUAAAUUUGUAUUUGAUUUAUAAAUAUGUUACAAUGACAAUGCACCCCCAUCUGACCACAUCCAUUUGUAAGAAACUUUACCAAAUUCACAAAAACGUAUUUGGUCCAAUAAAGUGCACUUGCAUCUUUUUCAGUUAUAACCAAAAAAUCAGUUUCUAUGUCCAGCCUAUGAUGUAAAUAUUGUUUUAAUUUGAUCAACCAAAGUACAGACAACUUCCCCUUGGAUCCUUUAUUGUGUCUGCACCGUACAAAAAAGGAAUUUAUUUUGUAGUUGUAUGCUUAACUAUUAUAUGUAUCUAAUGUACGUCGCUGUUAUUAUCUCAGGGUAUUAUCAAUGCAAUCUUGUCUACACAAAACAUUCAUAUGAAUGGUUUAAUAUAGGCAUGGAAAACUCAGUAAUCCAUAUCCACUGUACUCAAUAAAAAUACUUAGACGUUUUAGACUCAAACAUUUACUGGAAUACCAUUGCCAUCUUGUGGACAGUGGAUAUAUAUAACAGAAUUUGUCCAUACAUUAUUGCAGCCAUUUUAAAUAAAUGCUUCACAUGGGUAAAUCUUCACGUUUUGGCUUUAGUAAGUGGAACACCCAGAU